AUGGCCGCGAUGGCAAAAGACGCCUACUUUAACGCCUCCAUCCAUCGACCGCCCGCCUGGGUUGUUGACGCUGCAUUGUGCAUUCUAAAGGAGCGCCUGCACGACCUUAGCGCUGUUCUCCUCCUCCUUUGCCGGCCCAAGCCGUUCCUGGCUGCCAGGCUAGAGGCCGGUCGCUGGCGUUUUCAGCCUUGGACUUUGACAGCCAUCCGUCAUCUGACCCAAGCAUCUGGUAUCGGGCAGCGAAAUCCUCAGGCGUUAGAAGCCGCGAAUGUCACCAAGGAAUCGAUGAAGAUCACCAGCAGAAGCCAGAACGGCGCUAUGAAUCACUACCUGGGGGGCGCUAAAGGGAACUAA
Molecule: messenger RNA, 354 nt
Organism: Clonostachys byssicola
Lineage: Eukaryota; Fungi; Ascomycota; Sordariomycetes; Hypocreales; Bionectriaceae
Source: the annotation of a GenBank genome assembly